GCACGUUCGGAGUGGGAACGGUGAGCGCGUGCUCUCGGUUGGCUAGCUGUAAACAAACUUUAAGACUUAUUUUUGUUUGUUUUUUUUUCUCUCAAGAGGACAGUUUCUGAGAAGGAAAUACAAGGACUACGGAGUCGCUUCGUCAGGGGGCGAAGAGAACAAGUUUCCCUUGGGUUCAUUCAGAAAGAAAUCUGUGUUUAGACCCGAACACAACAGGUUUUUUGGGGGGGAUUUCACGGUGUCAGUUUAACCUAGGUCUUGUAGAAAUAUUAUUGCUUGUGAAAGAGACUCGGCGUCCAGGUGUUGGGGAGAGAGAGAGAGAGAGAGAGAGGUUCCAGUUGGUUCAUUCGUUGUGAAAAGGAUUUGAGCUCCUGCUCCAGAAAGUUCUCGGGAGAGGUGUGAAACAUGCCGCAGCUGGCGGGUGGAGGAGGCGGCGGAGACCCGGAGCUCUGCGCCACCGACGAGAUGAUCCCGUUCAAGGACGAGGGAGACCCGCAGAAGGAGCAGAGCUUCGCCGAGAUCACCAACUCCGAGGAGGAGGGAGACCUGGCCGAGCUCAAGUCCUCUCUGGUCAACGAGAGCGAAACGAGUCCGAACAACAGCCACGACGCAGCUAGACAGUCUCAAAUAACCCCAGACUCCUACCAUGAAAAACACAGAGAGCAUCCGGAUGAUGGAAAGCUCCAAGAUCUGUACAGUAAAGGGCAUGCCUACUCUGGUUACCCAAGUUACAUCAUGAUGACCAACAUGAACAACGAACCCUACAUGAACAACGGCUCGCUCUCGCCGCCCAUGCCCCGAACGUCAAAUAAGGUUCCUGUGGUGCAGCCAUCCCAUGCAGUUCACCCCCUCACACCUCUGAUCACCUAUAGCGAUGAGCACUUUGCCCCUGGCCCUCACUCCGGGCACCACCCACAGGACUCCAAAGGAAUGCCUAGGCAUCAUCCUGGUCCAGAUAUUCCUAACUUCUACUCACUCUCCCCUGGAGGAGUUGGACAGCUCACACCACCACUGGGCUGGUUCCCGCAUCACAUGGUUCCAGGACCUCCCGGACCUCAUGCCACGGGAAUCCCCCACCCUGCCAUCGUCAACCCACAAGUCAAACACGAGCCUCCACACGAGACAGACCUGAUGCACAUGAAGCCUCAGCACGAGCAGCGAAAGGAGCAGGAGCCCAAGAGGCCUCACAUCAAGAAGCCGCUCAACGCCUUCAUGCUUUACAUGAAAGAGAUGCGUGCUAACGUGGUGGCCGAGUGCACGCUGAAGGAGAGCGCUGCCAUCAACCAGAUCCUAGGCAGAAGGUGGCACGCUUUAUCUCGGGAAGAGCAAGCAAAGUAUUAUGAAUUAGCCCGCAAGGAACGACAGCUCCACAUGCAGUUAUACCCAGGCUGGUCUGCCAGAGACAAUUACGGAAAGAAGAAGAAAAGGAAGAGGGAGAAGCUCCAGGAAUCAACCUCAGACUUCCAUUUUCUGCAGGUACAGCCCAGAGAAUGAAAACGGCGUACAUCUGAGCAAUGGAGGAAAACGAACUACUUUCUCCUCAUGCAAAGCGAAGCCAGCAGCUGCGGGGGCCCUUUUGGAGAUGGAAGCCUGUUAGAUGACCU
Molecule: messenger RNA, 1604 nt
Organism: Ictalurus furcatus (blue catfish)
Lineage: Eukaryota; Metazoa; Chordata; Actinopteri; Siluriformes; Ictaluridae
Gene: lef1
Product: lymphoid enhancer-binding factor 1
Exons: 11
Coding region: 406-1494 (362 amino acids)
Biological process (GO): canonical Wnt signaling pathway; regulation of transcription by RNA polymerase II
Cellular component (GO): beta-catenin-TCF complex
Molecular function (GO): RNA polymerase II cis-regulatory region sequence-specific DNA binding; DNA-binding transcription factor activity, RNA polymerase II-specific
Source: RefSeq, a predicted model, not a curated record